Armigeres subalbatus is the source of this 8614-nucleotide messenger RNA. RefSeq lists its product as uncharacterized. The coding region runs from base 1400 to 8599 and encodes 2399 amino acids. The record is from RefSeq and is a predicted model, not a curated record. The transcript has 9 exons. Gene Ontology annotation, biological process: cell-cell junction organization. Lineage: Eukaryota; Metazoa; Arthropoda; Insecta; Diptera; Culicidae. Gene Ontology annotation, cellular component: apical junction complex; plasma membrane.
GAACGACUCACCCGUUAGUUGCGAGUUUAAGCUGGAAGCGUUGUGUGGUGCUGCGAUCGCGAACGAAGGAAAAAACCGGACCAAGAGGAGGGUGCUCGCUGGAUAUUUACUGGUUUCUCGAGAAACUGUGCUGCAUGUUUGGUGGAUGUAUAUUCCUGUGUGUGCCUCUAAGUGGUUUGGUUAGGUCACUUGUGUCUUGAUCUGAAGAACAGAUAAAGCGGGGUGCAUUCCAAAGGUGCGACGACAACAGCAAGAAGUACCGAUUCUGCAAUGGAGCUUUGAAAGAUGCUACGAGUGUGCUACGGUGCUCUUUUAUGGUGAUGAUUGUCCUAAAUAGGGCACUUCAGUCGAUGUAAAUCAGAAGUGAAUUUAUGUUCUUAGUAAAACCUUAGAAUUAUUACUGUUAUAAGACAAAGCAGAGGAUGGUUUCAAUCAACAAUUGCGAUUUUAAAGGUGCAUUCAUGGGAGAUUUUCGGUGCAUUAGCGUUUAGAGAAGUGUAAAAAACCGCAGGAGAGUCCUCCACGUCUACUCGUGAUAUUACAAUUAUAAAAGCAAGCAGAAAGAAGUGAAGAAACGUUCAAGUGUGUUGCUCAAUAACAACAACUCUGAAGUGAAGGAGAAGAAGCCGAUUCUACGUUGUUGUUCCAAGUGCAAGGGGAAAAACAAAAAGAUUCCCUCAAGAGUUGUGAUAAAGCAUCAUCGGAAGAGAAGAACAAGGCGGCGCGAAGCGUUAACGUUUUGUGGGUCCAACAUUUGUACGACAAGGUGUGCGGCAGCCAAGGCAAGCAGAACGGCGCGCUACUUUGGUGUUAUUCAACAAACGGUCCGAUCGGCGAGCAGCCAGCAGCAGCAGCGUCCGUUCUCGUUCCAUGCGAGUGAUCUCUCCGAGGAAGCAGCCAGGAGAAAAAAGCAGCCUUACCUUUGCUGAAAGGCGGUGAAGUCCCACCGCCCGCGCCGUCCCUUGGCACCGUGCGUGCGUUCGUGUUAUUGUUCCUAGAAGCCGGUUGUACUAAGAAUGGAUAGCAUAAGCGGAUCGGAGAAUUAAUGGACGUGCAGAGUGUUGGAUAGAAUAGAAUAGCAGUUCGUCAGUCAGUGUGCAGUUAGUGGUGUGCAUAAAAGUGUGGAUUGCAGUGUGUAAAGUCGAAUCUAGCGCGACGCCGAUUUAACCAGUCAGUAAUACCGGGGAGGGAUCCGUUCUCUCUAUUUGCCUCGUUCUUGAGUUACGCCACGCAAUACAUACCCGGUGGGAUUGUUUUUGGUUGGCUGAAAGGAACGUGCAGCUGAUAGACGAAGUCGGAGCACAGCUGCAGCAGACCGAAGCAGCACAAACUGACUUUGGCCCAUGCUUCCAAGUUAUAAGAUGUAGCUGAUCCAAACCCGACCGGCAGAAGGUGCGCUAUGGAACAAAACAUCUUCGACGUAGCGGAUGACAUUUCGUUCCCGUGGUUACCGGCCUAUGCCGAGACCACCGUCGUCCCGGAGACGGGUCCCCUGUCGGCCGGUUCGACGAGUCGGAUGCUGGAAACCAUUGUGGAGGAAACAUCAUCGGACGAUGACGACGGCCGGGGGGAAUCGAAACUUAACUCGCUGGAGGAUCACCGACCGAACCAUCCACAGCAGCAGCAGCACCAAGGAUGGUCUCAAUUCGAUCAGGUGUGGAGUUCGGCUGGGUCCGAUACCGGUUCGGUGAUACGCGUUGAUACACCUCCAGAUCAAGAUGCGCUAUCCGAGCGAGACUUCAUCUGUCCGCCCAAGCGCAGGAAGCAGGACAAUGAUGAGGAAGAAGAAUUCCUAUGCAAUGACACUGGCAGCGGAGAGCUGACCGUGGUUAUCAAUGACGGAAAAGGAGAUGCAGGUGUCGUGGGCAGCCAUGAGCACAACAAUAGAAAGCCCCGGUUUUACGAGCUGGAUGGACUGGAAGUUAAUGAAUAUUUUAUGAAGCGACACAAUGAACCAAGAUUGCGGUUCGACGAGAUCGGCCAUGAUCUGUUUACCGAUUCCGAUAGUCUGUCGUACGCGUCGCUGAGUCGAUCAUCAUCGCUAAUCCAGUUCGAAUCGUUGGAGCGCCAGCUGCAGAAUGAAUCGGUGGCCGUCGCCUCGGUGCCUCUGUCCGGUUCGACCCCCUCGUUGUAUCACAGCCAGUGUGUGGGCGCUGGUGUAGGGGCGGUGGCCGACGAUACGACGGGGUCCCCCAUCGCUGGCGAGGGUCUUCGAAACGCGAUUACGCCAGUGGGCAGUGAUACGGUUGGAUUCUACUGCAGCAGCAGCCCAGGCAAGAAAGGCGGCAACCUACUUACGGCAUCGAAUCUAAGUCAACAGCAGGGAAAGCUGUCGUGUGGAGGGGAGAACGUGGGGGUGGGUGAACAAGAACAAGUUGCGCUGAAUACAAGCGAUUCUGAGCUCUACUCGUCGUCAAGUGUGAGCAGUUCUGCCAGCAGCGGAGGUGGAAGUAGUUGCAACUAUGCGAGCGACGAGUGCGAUUUGAACAACCACGAUAAUACGCCGAGCCCUAGUGAGUCGCAGGUGGCGAAAAGUUCCUCAGAUGAAGCGGACGGAUUGGUUCGGUGUCCGCAACGGUGCUCAGAGCGACGUCGAUCUUUGAAUCAACUUCGAACGAAAAAUUCAAUCGAAAGUUUGAGUGAAGACAGUGGCUAUUGCGAUCAUUUGCAUUUCAAUAUGAACAAUCUACGAGUAAAGUCCAAAAGCUGGACUAACUUUGGCUCGGCUGAAAAUGUAAACAUGUUUAUGGAACCGGUGCAGCCGGUGGAUUAUUUUGACCAGCGGCAUGUUUCUUUCCACCAGGAAAAUCGCCUUUCUACGGUAUGCGACGUCGACGAGGAGGAGCACGAAGAGCAGGGCGAAAUGAGCACAAAAGGCCAAGAAGUGCACCGACUGCAACCGCACUACAACAGCGAGGAAAGUCUAUCCAAUAAGUACGACCAUAACAAGCCAGAACAUUGGCUCGCCGCAAGCGCCGCGAAAACCAAUAUUCAUAAUUGUACAAAAAUAGAUUUAGACGCAAGUAAACAUUCGCGCUCGACGGGUGCUGGCGAGCUGCCGUUCGUUGUAACGACCAAAGUAAUUCCCCCGUCGUCCUCUUCGUCUGAUGCAGCGUCAGCGUCAGAAUCAACAUCCUCGUCACGGCGUAAUUCCGUAGAUUCACUCGAGAGACAUCCAACGUCGUCGUCAGCGACAACAAUUCUGGAUCGUCACCAUCGUGCCGAACCGAAACCUAAAAAUAGUAAUCAUCGUCGCCAGCAGAGGGAUGACAUAGAGCACCAGUUUGCCGUUUCACGAAAGCGACCGCGACCACAGCAGCAGUACCGGCGUCGUAGGACCAUCAUUUCGGCCAGUUCGCCCGAUCUAUUCAAUAGUGAUCAGCAGUGUUUUGGCGCUCCUCGUGGCCGGAAGCAAAGUCAACGGAAGGUUAGCGACUUCCUGGAGUACGGUGGAGUUAAUUUCACGGUGUCCAGUGUGCCCGAGUGUUUAAAUUUAUGUGGGAGUCGCCCUCAGGAGUCGGAAAGACAUACCGAAUCGUUAGACUCGUUCGAAAUAAGUGAAUCUGCCACAAGCUCCGGCAAUUAUUGUUCGUGGAAUCAGGGACAAGAAUCGAUCGCGAGUAAGAACUUUAAUUUAUACGACUUUCGUGAAGAGCCGGUCAUUCCAACCGUUGUGAAAAGUGCGAAAACGGUGACAUUUGAGCCGGUGGCGAGACCUCGGGUAAACAUUCGUGCGAGCUACGCCAAUUUGACGGCGCUGGAUUAUGGUGACGAAGAAGACGGCAAUCAGUAUUAUUUAAAUAGGAACACAUUCAGAACGAGUAGUGGAACAAGACUGGGUGGGGCGCGAGACAUGGCAUCGGGAUCGUGGGACCAGAGGAAAACAUUCGACGAAGACGACGAGGAGGAGAGGAUAUUUCCGGUCGAUGGCGACGAAAAGAACGUUUUCAAUUCGCUUUUGGAUGAAAUAUCCGCUCAUUUCGAUCGCAAUCUAUCGAUCAUCAAUGAUCAAGCCGAAGCGUACGAGCCAAUCGCAGCAUUUUUACACGAACAACGUUCGGCAUCGGCACAGCCAUCGUCAUUCAACGCGCUGGUCGCAUCACCGCCUCAACCUCCUCCACGACGAACGCAAAUCAAAACAAACCCCCACCACUCUACGCCACCCGUUGUAGUGCGAUCCCCACCGACCCCACCGGAAGCCACCCAUGGUAAACGGACAUUCGAUCAGGAUCCAACCAAUCUGGUCACCUGCUACGCUGCCAGCCUAGAACGUUGCACGUUCGAUCCGACUGAAUCCACCCUCAACUUAUAUAACGGCAGCAGUAGCGCAAUCAACCACACAAGUGAUCUGAAUAUUAAUCAUCCGAGUACUGCGCGCAACUACGCCCCGGUGGUAGUAGCCAAGCGAGAGUUCGUUUCGAGCACCCCGAAUUUAAACUAUUUCCACGGCUGCAGCGACGAGGAAGGCGGCCUGAACGCCCACCAUAACUCGCUGAAGAAUGUCAGCUGCCUUGAAAUUGGUGCAACCGGAGAUCUGUCCUCUAGAAGCAUUGGCAUUCUCACAAACGCCUCCAGUUCAAAGUGUGGCCUAUCGAAAGGAGUUAGCUUCUGUCCGAUUGUAUCAGAGAUCAUCUGGAAAGACAAUUCGUCCGAGUUAGAUCCGGAUGACAAUGCCAGUGUCAUUUCCAAUCAAGACUUUGAAAUCGAUAUCGAUGACGAAGACUUCGAACAGGACGAUUACGAUCACGCCAACCUGAUUGCAACCCAAACAAACACCCUCAUCAAUUCCAACAGCGUGGAAACGGGCUUAUGCGAGCUUAUAAAUCACGCUGAUUCAUCAUUCGUCAAUUAUCAUCGGAAUGCCGAGAGCAGCAAUCAUCGUCAUCAUCAUCAACCGCCUCGGGUGCCGACACCGGAUUUCGAGUACGAUCGCUUCGUGCUUGAUGACGUCAGCCCGCAUGAGUCGCUCCCACAACAGCCAACGGGAGAGCGCACUGAGAGCGCCGUCGAUCGGGGAGAGGGAGACGGCGCUAGAUGCACCAGCAGCGCCAGCGUAAACAAUGCGAUCUGUGACGACGUCGCAGCCAGUGCGAAAGUGAUCACCGCCGAGAAAGGUUCCACGAUGGCGUCCGCGAUCGCGAAUGGGGUUGACGCUAGCAGAAACAUGAUCGCCGCCGAGUCGUCUUCGUCAGCAGCAAACGCGGAAAGUGUAUCCGUACCUGAAGCGAAUGAUGGGCUGCCGCCACCAUCGCCGCCGCAGCAGAAGUUCGUUAACAAUAAUAACAAUUUGAUUAAGAACUUCAAGAAUGGAAAGGCAGAGAAGAAAGGAAAAACAUUCCUCUCGCGAUUGUCGUCUGGUUUUCGCUUUUCGUUCCGUGGUAAAUCGAAGAAAAACAAAGAUGGUGUCAUUGUGGGUGCGACUAAUGGGAGGGUUGGCAGCACUGCCCCUGGUAAUGAUAAUAGACAAUCGUUGUCUGCAGUGAAAGUGAAGGAUUCCGGCAAUGAUAAAGUGGUGUCGUCUGAUUUUAUUUACAUCCCCUUGAAGGAUCCUAUCGAAAAGCAAGCAGAUGGUGUUGAUGGUGGUGGGGUCAGUGAUGAAGAUGUUUUGGACGCAGAAGAGUACUAUUUGCGUCAGCUUGGUCGGGGUCAGGAUCAGACUGAUAGGGUUUAUAACAGUCCGGGCGAUAGUGAUGUUACAUUCAGAUCCGAUUCAUCGUCGAUUAUUAAUUCGACCCCGACUGGCAACCUUGCUGGUGGGGGUGUUGGUGGACAACGAAACCACGUGUUGAGCGGGAAACCACCCUUGCCGAAGCAGCCCCCACGGGUUGUUGGUGUAAGUGCGAAGCGUUCUACCCCAACGGGGAGAUAUGCGCAUGCCCAGCAGUACCGAGCCUCGUCGACUCCACCGAGGACGGAAAUCGAUCCGGACGAGAGCCACGGCAGUGGCAGCAGCGCCUAUUACCAUCAGUAUACUAACGACACUGAUACGGGCUCGAACGGUGGUGGUACAGCCGAAGGAUCCUUAUCCUCGGCCGUCGGUCGGUACAGCAGUGCUAGAACCAGCUUUCAGAAGAAUCAGUUAGUGGCUGAAAACGCUAAUUACUUCAAUCACAUCAUGGGCAGUGAGCAGAAAAUUGGUCUCAUCGAGACGAAUCUGGAUACCCACGAGACGGUCAUCUCGGGCAAGACCCGUUCGCUGAUGGAACUAGGCGGUCCGUCGUCUCACAUGCACCAGCUGCAGGUGCAUCACGGUGGCGGUGCAGGAAAUCAGAUGAGUGGUGGUGGUGGUGGUGGCGGCGAACGGGGUUCGAAGCGGCUGGGCGGCGGCGUUAAUGGGAUUAAGGACCGCCAGACGGCAGCCGUUGCCAGCGAACCCGGAAGGCCACACAAGAGCAUGGAGUUUCUGCUGGAUAAGGAAAAUCAUCGAAAUGUUUUGCCACCGGAAAACGAGCUCCAGAAAUCGCACGAAACCGGGACGAACCUCAGCGAGCACCAGCUGCGAGUGCAGGCCUCCCUGCAGCGACUGAACAUCCCGGACUGGUACAAGCAAUACUCGGGCAAAGAUGGCGCACCGAACCAAACGAUGCCGAACGCGACGACGGCCGUCGUCGGUCCCGGUGGCAUCCUGCGGAAACGAAACUCGGACGUCGGCCGGUGGACCGGCCUCAGCUCGAAAACGACCUCGCUCAGCUCGCUCGGUUCGCACCGGUCCGAUCGGAGUCCCGUCAUGCUUAGCCCCUCGGCGCACAGUCACCACGGUGGUCAGACGGGAUUCUCGCGGUGGUCCACCUCGCACCUGAACUCGAACCAGACGUCACCGAGCGUUUCGACGAGGGGCUCCUUCACCCGGGGCGGACUCAACUCCAGUGUGAUUUCCGGCUAUUCGACCGCUUCGACGACGGCUGGCUCCGCGGCUGGGGCCAACAGUGCAAUCCGCAACUCGUUCCGGCAGCCGUACCUAGGGUGGAGAAGUCAGGAAAAAUUGGCGCAGCCACGAACACCCGCAGAGAGGCUAGCAUCUUCACUGCUCACCCAGCAGAAGCUCAAAGAGCAACAACAGCAGCAACAACAUCCACAUCAGAACCAGAAGAACGUAGAACCAGUAGUAACACCGGAGAUCCAGUCAUCCAUCAAAGAGGUCACCUCCGCAAUUGUACAUUAUGUAAAUGACCAAACCAACCGACACUCACGCAGUAGAUCCACUAGUCCAAGCCAAAGAUGUUGGCUAGAAAGCUCAUUCGUUGGUACCAAACCGCUGGAUUCCCCGCAGACGCCAAUGAUCGACAACAGCAGCGGCCCAGCACAAGUCGUCGUCCUUCAGCAGAACAGCAGCAGUAGUAGUACGAUGGCCGGGGACCACUAUCGGUACAAUGCCGGCCGGAUGAAUGGCGUCGUGGAUUCAGCUAAUUCCUGUCUGACGCCAACAGUUUCCAGUAACCACACGCUUCAGAUCGAACCCGUACAGAUCCGCAGACGGAGUGAAGGAGACGCCGGUCGGAAACGCAACGAUAGCGGCGGUUCCGGCGUGGUAAGCGGUGCUGCCAGCAGUAAGGAUGCCCACAGCCGACGGGUGUCGUUGGAUUCCUGCGAUACGACUCACAAAAACCACGGAGAACCGCUCAAAUGUCGCUACCCGAAGUGUGACGCCACGGCCACGAUCGCCGAGGCCAAAAAGUCCUACAAAAGCUGCCAUAACUGUUCCCAUCUGUACUGCUCCCGGGAGUGCCGAAGGGCUCACUGGGAGAAGCAUCGAAAAGCUUGCUUGCAUUCGCGAAUUUCCGCUCUGUGUAGGCUGGUGCUGUCCACCUGUAAGGACGACCCCGACACGUUAAGGCAUCUGAGCCACCUGGCCAGGCGCGGUUACUUGUCGCAAGGACGAGGUGUUGUUAGAAUAUUAUUUCGCAGUCCAGAGAACGCGGACUCAUUCAUAAAGCAGGGUUUUCAGUGUUUGGGUGAAGUGUCGUACGUGCGCUGGCCAGACUUGCUCCCGUCGGAGAUGGGUCCGGAAUUGUAUUCGGAGCUGCUUAAGCUGAGCACCGAAUACAAACCCGACUCCAAGAUGUUGAUCUACGUGGCCAUUUGUGUCGUGUCGGAAGCCCCGGGUAAUGCUACCGCCCCUGUCAAGUGGGAACGCCAGCUGGUGUCCAGAUGCGCCAAGCUUAAACUUUGCAAAUCGGUAAUCAACGAAAUCAAUAACUCGCCCAUCGAUAAGCAGAUUCCAAAGAAAGAAUCCACCACCGACGUGCUAAUCUUGUCGUUUAACAUUCUGUCAAAAACCACUCAAAAAAGUCGCGAGGUUGUGUCGCAGAACAUUCAGGCCGUGCUGCGCCAGCGGGGCGUGACCCUGCGGAAGCAUUAUCCCGAGGUCUUCCAGCGGCUGUCCACGUUCGUCGAAGGGUCCACCGAUCGCUUUCUACCGGUGACGGUCCAUCCACGGGACAGCGUUACCGGGCGACCGUUCGUUUGCAUAAUUAUGCCCAACUAUGGUGACGCGGAAAAGUUACAAUUUCCAAUUUCAGAGAAUGGCGAAGAUGAUCGGGUGGUCACGAUGGACGUCGGGGCGGAACUGGAAGUGAUGGAAACGGCAAGCAAUCUGUAAGUUUGGAUAGAUUUU